CGUGCGCAGGCAUUUUUUAAAUUAAUUCCAUACUGAAUUUCAACGUGAAUAGUUUCUAUUAUUUAACGCGCGUGAAAUUUGUGAAUGUAAUUUUUAAAUUUUAGUGACGAAAAGUGAAUUUUCAAUGUUUUAUUGACAGUGAGUGAAUUAAAUAAACCGAAAAAUUGCGGCAUUUUAAACAUUAACAUAAACAUAAAAUCCAAGUAGAAAAAGGAUCUAAUUUUUGUGUUACAGCUGUGAUUAUAUAUGUAUAUGAAGAAUACAAUAAUACACUACACAAACGUUUUUAAGUUGUGUUUAUCCUAGCCUUAUGGUAUUAAAGCCCGGCCAUAAUUCAUCUCUACAAUAAAAAAAUAUAAUUUGGUGGGGCGAUGUUGGCGACCCAAACAUGUAUACGCAUUAUUUUCUAGGAAAAUCUGCCAGGAAAAUGCAAGUUAAAAGAAGCGUAAACUUUUUUGGAAACUAACUUUGAAAAGUACGUUCCAUUUGUUUGAAGAGUCUGGAAACGAAUUUCAGACAAGUGAAUUGGAAAUAAUUUCCAUUGAAAAAGAGAAAAACUGAAAGCAGAAAACAGAGGCGCUUUAAGAUGUUCGCGUUCCACAAGCCCCGAGUGUAUCGCUCGGCCGAAGGAUGUUGUAUUUGUCGUGCCAAGUCCAGCAGUUCGCGGUUCACUGAUUCGCGCAAAUACGAGCAGGAUUCCAUGAAAUGCUUCGACCUAAAGUAUCCUCGCCACGGCGAGAUUUGUAAUGCAUGCGUGUUGUUAGUGAAGCGUUUUAAGCGUCUUCCGGUGGGCAGUACUCGACAUUGGGGACAUGUCGUCGACGCUCGGGCAGGCCCUGGAACGAAGUCCAUAUCGAAAUACAAGAAGAGUCGGGACGAUGCAGAAAAUACAAGCAACAAUUUAACAAGUCGAUGCACACAGAAUUCCAAGUCGCUAUUAGCGGAGAAAUAUUCUAAAAUUUAUAAAAAAAAUAAGCAUAAAAUAGCUACUGGUGGAGAGCUACAUUCGAUACACAACACACUUGAAACUAUGGAUAGCGAUUAUGAAGAUGUUGCUGAGGUUGGAGAAACUUGCGAAGUCAGGGAAAGUAACCCACAUAGCAAUAGCUCAUCUGUGCAAUUUCAAACCCAAACUCGGGCCUCUCGCAAAAGGACGAACAGCAUUCAUUGUCGGAAGGACCCUUUAAAGACAGGCAGUAAGCGACGAAAAAGUAUGCCACCAAAGAGAAAUCGGUCUACGUUGAAGCUUUUCAAUGAUCACGCCCAAUUCUUCGAUGAAUCAGAGUGGCAAGAGCGUAAGUCUUGCUGUGGCUUAAUUCUUUUAUGCCCAAAAUUGUCUGGAACAAUAUUAUUCGAUACGAAAAACUUUAAGGCCUGCUCAGAACACCAAUGUCCUCAAGGUGUUGAGAUUAAAGAUAAUGUGAAAACACAAAAUCAGUCUUCAAUAAGACUUCAAAGGGCAAUCAACGCUACAAGGCCAACGGUAGAGCAAACAUCAGCGCCAUCAACAGCAGUGCAUAGCAUUUACGAAACUUCAUUACCCACUCCGGUGCCUGUUAUUAAUACGAAUUCUACUCCAGUAUUGAAGAAACAUCAUUUGUUUUUCAAAAGGCAGUCUGAAUCUUUUCCCCAAGUGGAUCUCGCUGUCAAUAACAGCAUAAUAAAUUCAUCAAAUAAGACUGAGUUUCUUGGAGCAAUAACAACAGCUCCGGUUAUCAUUAAAAACAGUACUAAUUCCACCAACCCCAAAAGUACAACACCGACCGUACCACAUCCAUCUGAAAUAUCAAAUGGAAACAGCUCAUCUACUCUAGUUUCCACACCACUACCACUACCACUAGCAAUUAACACUACAAACAUAUCUGCCAUAUCGAGCAUUUCCCCUUCUAGUGCCACAUCUGUGAGUGCGCACAUGCCGCGACAUUCUACAGCCAAAGUUACAACAAUUUCCCCGCCUUUGUCAACAACAAAUUUGACUGGUGGCAAUAGACUUUUACAUAAAAUUAAGACAGGAAAAAUAUUAAAGAAUUCUCAGGAGAAAAUAGGUGUCACCACGCCAGGGAUUGGACGAGUCUCACCAGCGGCUGUUGAGCGGAUUAAAGGUGGUGAUUUGCAGGAGUUGAAACCAGUAAUUCGCAGUGUGCCAAAAUCGUACAUACUAACGAAGCCAACGAUAAAUGGGCAAAAGUGCAAGCAAUACAACCCAGCCGGGUCGCCACCAACAUCGGCAUGCGCUAACUCCGCGGCUAGUUCAUCAUCCACGGUGGCACCCAAGUUUAGCGACAAUUCUUCCGAUUCGGGUUUCGAUGAAAAUUUGCUAGAUCGGAAAUCAGCAAGUCCCUUGCGGGAGGAUAUUGGUAAUGUGAAACCGGUCAUAAGCCUGUCAACCGGCUUUUCCUCAACGGGCCCAAACCAGACUUUGUUGCUGGCAUGCAAUGAGAGUGCAGCUAGAACGCCACAUAUGCAAAAUAUGUCGCGAAUGGUAACAUCGAAUUCUGGUGUAAUGCACCAGAACUACCAACAUCAAUCGGCGGCAAGCAAGACUGGUGGCCGUGUUGGUUCAGCUAAAAAAUCAUUGAAAAUUUCACAAGUCAAGCCUACAACAAUAUCGGUGGGUAGUACAAAUAAUAGCAUUAUGGGAGCUCACAUUAAGACGACAGCGACAGCAACAGCAACACCAUCUAUUCGUGCAAUCUACAACAAUAAUACAAUACAACAUGAAAACGGCGUGACAACGAUCGUACCGGCUUCUUCGUUAGCUGCCACCACACAAACGGCUGCUAUGAAUGCACUUGCCCCCAGCACCGUUACCAUAACACCAGCUCCGAUCCAUCAUUUAGGGGGCGCGGCAGUGAGCCUAACAAAAAAAUUAGCCACAUCGGGUCUAGGAGUGAAUUUAAUUGCCACAAAUGGCACUAGCCAGAGCAAUAUUCUGCACACGGUCACGAAUACUGCGUCACAUUUGAUCAAUCAUACUAACAGUGCACUGAUGCAGCAACAUCACAAUACAACAACUAAUAUGAAUCAGAAGAUAAUUCUCUUGAAGACUGCUGGUCCCACAAAAUACAAUAAUUUUGGGAGUAUCGGCAGUAAUGGCAACGUUAACAAUGUAAAGACAACUAUUGGCAUGGGCAUUUGUAAAAAUUGACCAAAUGGAGGUCGACCGAGGUUGAAGCAGCAGCGGGUAACUUAAACGCUAUUUUGUCAGUAGGGAUUCUGAGGCAUUUUACAUACACUGAUAUUAAUUGCUUUUACGUUGCUACAUAAACAUAUAUAGUGCAUAUAAAUAGCAUAUAGUCGAAUAGUGGAAUACUGAAUGCUGACUGUGCGCCUCUCGUGACCCAUCUCUUAUUAAACUAUUUAGUAUGUAACGUUAAUAUGAACAUUUUAAAUUAGUUGAGCAAGUGUGACUACAUUUUUUAAGUGCUUUUUGGCCUUAUUUGUGCUAAGCAUUUUAAAGUUGUCGUUGCGGUAAAGAAUAGAAAAUACUCUUUUAAACAUAUUUUUUAGUGAUGAGAUUCAGUGCAUAAUAAACACCACCAUUUUCGAAAUGAGGGAAGAAACACUUUUUUAUCGCUGCCAUGGGAGCAAUAAUUUCGACAGCUUUGAGAGGGUCUAUAUAUAUUUACUAUAUGUUUUAGUUUUAUGCGCAUAUUGCCGGUUACAACUAUGUUUAAUUUCAUUCUUAAUUUAUAAACUUUUAAAUAUUAUCUUGUCUACCACAUACAUAUGUAUAAAUACUUACAUAAUUCAUAACAAUGGGCACACGCACAUUACUUUUUAAAGUUUAUUUGCGAAAUAUUAAGUUUAUGGCGAGGAUAAUAGGUAUAAAGAAAUAUAAAUGCCUUUCUGCUCUAUAUUUGUAUUUUGUACAUUUUUUCUAUAUACAUCUAUAGAUAAUAUAAUAAACUCGUAAAUCUUUGCUAUACAACCAGAAUGUUUGGCAUUUCAUAGCAUUUUUAAAGUAUUUAAUUUAGUUAAGAGGCAAAACUGUUCACGAAAAUACAGAAAUUUCUGUUUAUGUGCAAAUAUUUUAUUAGUCCCAACGCAUAUGGAAUACAUAAAAAGAAACUUAAAGGUGUAUGAGUUUACUAGCAAAAUCAAUAAAUAAGUUAAAAAAAUAAACAUAUUUAAUUCAUAAGACUAAAUUAAAAAAGUGGGAGAGUGUGCACAAGGGACAAGUCUUAAGAGCUGAGUCCGCCACAAUAUUUUCCUCCUGCCUCGAUCCUUUUUGGCACAGAGCUUGUUCGAGUUUCAUUCAGACUCGCUGUGUUGCACGAUUUUUUAAAGUAUCACGUUCGAUGUGAAAUUAUGGCAGCUUUGGCAAAAGUACAACAUUCUAGCCAACAAACUUCUUCUCUUUGUUAUAUUCAAUCGUAAAUUACCGCCAAUAUCGAAGCUGUGAAGGAAAAUAUUUAUGGGAAACUGUUUUAUUUUUAUUUAAAUAUCCACCUUCACUCAUCUAUGCAAAAUAAAUGCCGGCCGGACAUGAGAAAAAUAUCAGCUGUGUUACAAGCCUCCAAUAAGUCCAUACACCAUCAACAAAAAACUAAUAAAAAUGUUUGGGAGUAAACUUUGACAUGCCAAAAGGGCUCGCGCCCAUAAUUAAAAAAUUUGUAUUAAAUAGUCAUCAAUGGUCUUUCGGCAAAAAUCGCCUUAUUAAAAUCGCUCAAAGACACUCGAGCUGUCUAAUAUUAUUUUCUACAAACACUUUUUUGUUAUUUUCGCUGUAUAUUUCGGCUAUUAUCCGGCAUAAAAACGGGCUUAUUCCAAUAUUUCCCUGGCCACGUUGAAGUAUGUAGACUUGGGAUUAUUCUCAUUUCUGCGAAAGCAUCCCCAGUGUCCCUUUUCCAAAUUUCAGCGUUGGGUAUAUGUUGUGGUCCUGUACACCCACUUCUUUAUUAAUUCAUUUUCAUAUGCCGCCAUCUGAUCCUACUCAAUUGAUCCUAGUUUCAUUGGACCAAGCAGCUUUCUCUUAAUUAUGAUGAAUAGUGAAAUAUUCACACGUUUUAGCAAAGUUUAAGUGUGUUUAGAAAAAUAUUACCUUGCCGUUGUUGUUAUGUGAAUGAAAUAACAUGGGAAUGCAAAUUUCUUAUAUUCGUGAGCAGUUGUGUCCUUCACUGUAUAUGCCAAUAGUUUUAUUUUAUAAUAAUGCCUGCUCGCAGAAUGCAAUACUAUGUAUCGAAUAAAAAGUGGAAAACAACAAUGAACGUUUUAAUUUACUGUGAACCCUAUGUAAUAUUGAAAGAAAUUAUUGAAUAAGCAAUCAUCUAAAUACAUACUUACAUACAACAAAAACA
Molecule: messenger RNA, 5300 nt
Organism: Anastrepha obliqua
Lineage: Eukaryota; Metazoa; Arthropoda; Insecta; Diptera; Tephritidae
Product: mucin-5AC
Exons: 5
Coding region: 587-3148 (853 amino acids)
Biological process (GO): negative regulation of cell migration
Source: RefSeq, a predicted model, not a curated record